GCAGAGGAAAAGGCAGCGUGAGGAGUGAAUAGAGACGUCGGCCCUUUCGUCUUCCGUUUGCUCUCUCUCCCUUCCCAUUCACCCAAAGCAGGCCCUUUUCCCCUCCGAUCUCCUCGGAAACCCCUGCGGCUACCGCCCGAAGCACAUGGGAUCGCUCGGAUCUCUCGGCUGACCCGUCUACUUGCGGCGAUUAGUGCUUUUUCUGGGUUUUGGAGAGGGAUCGCUCUGAUUCUGAGGCGACCAUUUGUUCUUUUGCGAUUACGUAUGAACUGGUUCGUGAACCUGGGGUUGAAUUCGAACUCGAAUCACUUCGCCACUUGCCUCCUGAUAUUUAUUCUCCAUUAUUCCCCUCAAUCGUCCCCCUCGAUUCUGGACUCGAGGAGUCGCUGGAGCUGCGAUCGCCGGUCUUGGAGUCAUGGAGAACCGCUGUGAUAUCAACGGUGUCAAAAAAGCCUCUUAUUAUUUAAAUGCUGAGGAACAGCGGCCUCGUUCUCCUUCUGCCAUCGUCAUCGGUGGUGGGUUUGCAGGGAUUGCAGCUGCUUAUGCACUGAAGAAUGCAUCUUUCAAGGUUGUGCUUUUAGAAUCACGGGAUAGAAUUGGUGGUCGAGUUUACACUGACUACUCAUUUGGUUUUCCCGUUGACAUGGGGGCAGCUUGGUUGCAUGGCGUUUGCAAAGAAAAUCCUUUGGCACCGUGGAUAGGAAGACUUGGCCUACCAAUUUAUCGAACAUCUGGUGAUAAUUCUGUUUUGUUUGAUCAUGACCUAGAGAGCUAUGCACUUUUUGAUGCUGAUGGACGGCAAGUCCCACAAGAACUAGUCCAAAAAGUUGGUGAGGUGUUUGAAAGUAUUUUAGAAGAGACUGAUAAACUUAGGCAUGAAACAAGUGAAGACAUGUCUAUAGCCCAAGCUAUUACACUUGUUCUGGAGAGACAUCCAGAUCUAAGGCAAGAAGGCGUCGCAAACAAUGUGCUGCAGUGGUACCUUUGCAGAAUGGAAGGUUGGUUUGCUACAGAUGCUAACAACAUCUCGGUAAAGAACUGGGAUAAGGAAGUUUUGCUCCCUGGCGGUCAUGGACUUAUGGUUCGUGGCUACCGACCUGUCAUUAACACACUUGCAAAAGGUCUUGACAUUCGUCUCCACCACCAGGUUACAAAGAUAGUGCGGGGUAAAAAGGGAGUAGAGGUCACUGUCAGCAGUGGUAAAGCAUUUUUUGCUGAUGCUGCUAUCAUAACUGUACCCUUGGGGGUUCUCAAGGCCAAAUCCAUCAAAUUUGAACCAAGACUUCCAGAAUGGAAAGAAGAAGCAAUAGAUGGUAUUGGAGUCGGGACAGAGAACAAAAUCGUUUUGCACUUCAACAAGGUUUUCUGGCCAAAUGUGGAGUUUCUUGGAGUAGUCUCACCUACUUCAUAUGGUUGCAGCUAUUUCCUUAAUCUUCACAAAGCGACUGGCCAUCCUGUUCUUGUUUACAUGCCUGCAGGUCGCCUUGCUAAUGAUAUUGAGAAAAUGUCUGACAAGGCUGCUGCUGAAUUUGCCUUUAGUCAGCUAAAAGGGAUCCUCCCAGACGCAUCUGAACCGAUUCAGUAUCUCGUGUCACACUGGGGGACAGAUGAAAAUUCACUCGGCUCUUAUACCUACGAUGCAGUUGGGAAACCUCGUGAAUAUUUCGAGAGGUUGCGUAUCCCGGUGGACAACAUCUUCUUUGCCGGGGAAGCUACAAGCAUCAAGUAUACCGGCACGGUACACGGUGCCUUCUCCACAGGGUUGAUGGCAGCUGAAGAAUGCCGCAUGCGUGUCCUAGAAAAAUACGGGGACCUAGACACACUGGAGACGUUCCACCCAGCUAUGGGUGAAGAAGCUGCAUCAAUCUCAGUCCCCUUGCUGAUCUCCCGGAUGUAACUCAACCAUUACCUAGAAUCCUAGUGUUAAAAACAUGUAGUUCUCUAACCAUUCCAUUGAUUGCCUGAAAAGUAACACAAGGAAAAUUAUUGUUUUACCUUGUAAUUUUUCAAGCAUGUGGUAUGUGUUAUGUGCUACACUGUGACACAGUAUCAAUAAGUAUUUGCACUGUAUUCACCCACCGUAUCCAAGGAGGGUUUAUAGAACUCAUGAUAAUUUUGCUUGCUGUAAAACCUUAUCGAAGUUAAAAGACCAAGGUAUAAAAUGUUGAUGGUUAAUGUA
Molecule: messenger RNA, 2179 nt
Organism: Musa acuminata AAA Group (dessert banana)
Lineage: Eukaryota; Viridiplantae; Streptophyta; Magnoliopsida; Zingiberales; Musaceae
Product: polyamine oxidase 3
Exons: 10
Coding region: 416-1897 (493 amino acids)
Biological process (GO): polyamine catabolic process
Cellular component (GO): peroxisome
Molecular function (GO): polyamine oxidase activity
Source: RefSeq, a predicted model, not a curated record